AUGUCGACCGAAAUUGACCCGAAGAAAAUCAUCGCAGAAGUGUCCGGUCAUGAUAUUGAUCAGUGGGUGCGCACAGCUUCCUUCACGCCGGAAGUUGAAGAGUCCAUCCGUGGCCACAUUCACCAGGAGCUGACUAGUUGGCUCUUCUUCCGCAAAUUGGGUGCUGAUUGUGCCCGCAGCAACAUCUCCUUGCAUGGAUUCGCGAGACUCUGGGAGCGCUCGGCGGAAGAGUGCUUGGCUGACUUCAAGUGGCUAGAGAAAUACCUUCUAUCACGUGGAGGACGUUCGAAGCCUACGUCAAUUGAAGCUACUACGUUUGAGUGGCCUGACAACCCGAUUGAGCCAGUCGGUCCCUGUAAAGAAGCAUUCUUCGUGGAGAAGAAGCUGUUGGAGGACCUGGAACGGCUUUGUUCGUUAGCAGACAAAUCUGGGGACGUUGCAUUGACGGAUGCCAUUCAAAGCAGAUUCAUGCGCAAGGAGACAAGGCACGUCAAAAGCCUCGCAGACCUCCUACGACAGGUAGUGCGAGCCUCCAAGCAGCCUGGCCUUGGUAUCUACCUCCUCGACCGGGAACUACGGGAUAGCGAUGGUAUUGUCCCGUGGGAUUGCGUUAAUGACCCUCGCCAACAGGGUAAUGACCCUGCAGAGGUCUGA
Molecule: messenger RNA, 654 nt
Organism: Penicillium mononematosum
Lineage: Eukaryota; Fungi; Ascomycota; Eurotiomycetes; Eurotiales; Aspergillaceae
Exons: 3
Coding region: 1-654 (217 amino acids)
Biological process (GO): intracellular iron ion homeostasis; iron ion transport
Cellular component (GO): cytoplasm
Molecular function (GO): ferric iron binding; ferrous iron binding
Source: RefSeq, a predicted model, not a curated record